This is a messenger RNA of Acanthosepion pharaonis, 1068 nucleotides long. The record is from the annotation of a GenBank genome assembly. NCBI's taxonomy places the organism in Eukaryota, Metazoa, Mollusca, Cephalopoda, Sepiida, Sepiidae.
AUGAUUGAUAAUGGAAAUAGAAGGGGGUGGGAAAAACAACCUGUUUUAAUAGAUCAUAUUAACACUAUUAUAAUCGUUUCGAUUACUUUUAUUUUCGCCCCCUCUCUCUCUCUCGACCUGUUUCUCUGGCAGUCUGUUUAUUAUCUAUCUUCAUCUAUCUAUCUAUCUAUCUAUCUAUCUAUCUAUCUAUCUAUCUAUCUGUUCAUUAUCUAUCUAUCUAUCUAUCUAUCUAUCUAUCUGUUCAUUUUUCUAUCUAGGCAGCCUGUUCAUUAUCUAUCUAUCUAUCUAUCUAUGUGUAGUCUGUUCAUUUUCUAUCUAGAGCAGCCUGUUCAUUAUCUAUCUAUCUAUCUAUCUAUCUAUCUCUAUCUAUCUAUCUAUCUAUCUAUCUAUCUGUGGCAGUCUGUUUUAUUAUCUAUCUAUCUAUCUAUCUAUCUAUCUAUCUAUCUAUCUAUCUAUCUGUGUAGUCUGUUCAUUUAUCUAUUUCUAUCUCUAUCUAUCUAUCUAGUAUCUGUGGCAUCUGUUCAUUAUCUAUCUAUCUAUCUAUCUAUCUAUCUAUCUAUCUAUCCUAUCUAUGUGUGGUAUCUAUUUCAUUUUCUAUCUAGAGCAUCUGUUCAUUAUCUAUCUAUCUAUCUAUCUAUCUAUCUAUCUAUCUAUCUAUCUAUCUAUCUAUCUAUUUCCAGGUCUGUUCAUAUCUAUCUAUCUUUAAAUUUUCACAUUUUCAUUCUAAUCUAUCUAUCUAUGUAUCUAUGUAUCUAUGUAUCUAUCUCUAUCUAUCUAUCAAAUACUUUUCAUUAUCUAUCUAUUUCGCCUGUUUAUAUCUGUCUAUCCAUUGUUUUUCGCCCUGUUUACAUAUAUGAAAUUCUCUUCACUAUCUUACUUUUUUCUAUCAAAUUCUCAUCAUUUUCUAUGUAUCUAUCUAAUUCUGUUCAUUACCUAUCUAUCUAUUUAUCUAUCUAUCUCUCUUCUUUAUCUGUGUAUCUAUCUGAUAUAAUUCUGUUCAUUAUCUAUCAACCUCUUUUCAUUAUCUAUCUAUCUAUCUAUCUAUGUAGACACACAAUAAUGAUGUAG